Xenopus laevis (African clawed frog) is the source of this 1575-nucleotide messenger RNA. RefSeq names its product cathepsin E L homeolog (gene ctse.L). NCBI's taxonomy places the organism in Eukaryota, Metazoa, Chordata, Amphibia, Anura, Pipidae. Gene Ontology annotation, molecular function: aspartic-type endopeptidase activity. The transcript is spliced from 9 exons. Gene Ontology annotation, cellular component: endosome. The record is from RefSeq and is marked provisional. Gene Ontology annotation, biological process: antigen processing and presentation of exogenous peptide antigen via MHC class II; proteolysis. Bases 31 to 1224 code for a protein of 397 amino acids.
UGAUGGUCAGAGCUGCUGUCGGUGCAAAGGAUGAGGCAAAUACUUGUACUCUUGCUCUUCGCAACCCUUGUUUAUGGGUUAAUAAGGGUUCCCCUGAAAAGACAGAAGUCCAUUCGGAAAACACUGAAGGAGAAAGGGAAGCUUUCCCACAUAUGGACCCAACAGGGGAUAGACAUGGUUCAGUACACUGAUUCCUGCAGCAAUGACCAGGCCCCCAGUGAACCCCUGAUCAACUACAUGGAUGUGGAAUACUUUGGAGAGAUCUCUGUUGGAACACCUCCUCAGAACUUUACUGUGAUUUUUGACACUGGUUCUUCAAACUUGUGGGUUCCAUCUGUGUACUGCAUAAGCCAAGCAUGCGCUCAGCACGACAGGUUUCAGCCUCAAUUAUCAAGCACCUAUGAAUCUAAUGGAAACAAUUUCUCCCUUCAGUAUGGAACUGGUAGCCUCUCAGGUGUCAUAGGCAUUGACGCUGUUACUGUGGAAGGUAUCUUGGUGCAGAACCAGCAGUUUGGAGAGAGUGUCUCGGAGCCUGGCAGUACUUUUGUUGAUGCUGAAUUUGAUGGCAUACUUGGCCUGGGAUAUCCUUCUAUUGCAGUAGGGGACUGCACACCUGUAUUUGAUAACAUGAUAGCUCAGAACUUGGUGGAAUUGCCAAUGUUUUCCGUCUAUAUGAGCAGAAAUCCAAAUUCGGCAGUAGGGGGGGAACUGGUGUUUGGGGGGUUUGAUGCAUCUCGCUUCUCUGGCCAGUUAAAUUGGGUGCCUGUCACUAACCAAGGCUACUGGCAGAUACAGCUGGAUAAUGUCCAAAUAAAUGGUGAGGUGUUAUUCUGCAGUGGUGGAUGUCAGGCUAUUGUUGACACAGGCACAUCCUUGAUUACCGGUCCUUCUUCUGACAUUGUUCAGCUUCAAAACAUAAUUGGAGCAUCUGCUGCAAAUGGAGAUUAUGAAGUGGAUUGCAGUGUUUUAAAUGAAAUGCCAACCGUCACUUUUACCAUAAAUGGAAUUGGGUACCAGAUGACACCACAACAAUAUACUCUACAGGAUGGUGGUGGUGUAUGCAGCAGUGGCUUCCAAGGUCUCGAUAUUCCUCCCCCUGCUGGACCUCUCUGGAUCCUGGGAGAUGUUUUUAUUGGCCAAUAUUACUCUGUAUUUGAUAGGGGUAAUAAUAGAGUUGGGCUUGCCCCAGUAGUACCUUACCCACCUCUAAAAAAUGGUGUGUAAUUGACUCAAUAGGACUUUACAAACUUACAUCUGAAGAUAAUUUUAUUAUCGAACUCUGUGUAAUACACCAUCAUUUUGCAUUUGUCAAAUACCUCUGUUUUGCCUCUAACGGAUACAUUACACAAGGUACUAUUACAGAUUUGUAACUUUACAUAUGACAUGAGCCUUGGGAAGUGCAAGUAACACCUCUACAUCUGAAAAAAGCAUUUCAAAUUUCCUAAAUCUAGGAUAUGCACACUUUUGCUUCUAUAACGUCUAAUUGUUACAACUUGCAGUUCAAUAUAAUCAUAUGCUAUUUGUCUUUUAACUGUUGUUAUUUUAGAAAAAUUACCAAUAAAAAACGAGAAAUUA